CGCUUCCUUCGACAUAGCCCCGCCUCCGAUUUUUCCAUGCAUUGGCGCGCUCCGCGGCUCCGCUCCUCCCCGGGUAUCUGAACCCUCCGUAGCCGGCAGCGAGCGCAGACAAAGCAGGCAUGAGCGCGGCGGGUGACGCUCGGGCCGCCUCGGCUCUCGGACCCGUGCAGCAAGGACUGAAGGAGGCUCUGAUCGAGACGCUCACCGCCAUCCUGUCUCCGGUGCAAGAAGUGCGCGCCGCCGCCGAGGAGCAGAUCAAAGUGCUGGAGGUGACAGAAGAGUUCGGCGUUCACCUGGCAGAGCUUACGGUUAACCCUCAGGGAGCGCUCGCCAUCCGUCAGCUGGCGUCUGUCAUCCUGAAGCAGUAUGUGGAGACACACUGGUGCGCCCACUCAGAGAAGUUCAGGCCUCCUGAAACCACAGACCAGGCCAAAGCGGCCAUCAGGGAGCUGCUGCCCAGCGGCCUGCGGGAGUCCAUCAGCAAAGUGCGCUCCAGCGUGGCCUACGCCGUGUCGGCCAUCGCCCACUGGGACUGGCCCGAGGCGUGGCCGCAGCUCUUCACCCUGCUGAUGGAGAUGCUGGUCAGUGGGGAUGUGAACGCUGUUCACGGGGCCAUGAGGGUCCUCACGGAGUUCACUCGAGAGGUGACCGAUACUCAGAUGCCGCUGGUGGCUCCAGUCAUCUUACCUGAAAUGUACAAAAUCUUCACCAUGGCUGAGGUUUACAGCAUCCGUACCCGUUCCAGAGCCGUGGAGAUCUUCACCACAUGUGCUAACCUCAUCUGUGCUAUUGAAGAGCUUGAAAAGGGCGCAGCUAAAGCCCUGAUCUUCCCGGUGGUGCAGCAGUUUACUGAAGCGUUCGUGCAGGCUCUGCAGAUGCCUGAUGGGCCUUCGUCUGACAGCGGCCUCAAGAUGGAAGUCCUGAAGGCGGUAACGGCUUUAGUGAAGAACUUCCCAAAACCGAUGGUGUCGUCUAUGCAGCAGAUAUUGCCCAUCGUCUGGAAUACACUGACUGAAAGUGCAGCUUUUUAUGUGAGAACAGAAGUCAACUACACUGAGGAAGUGGACGACCCCGUCGACUCGGACGGCGAGGUUCUGGGGUUCGAGAAUCUGGUCUUCAGCAUCUUUGAGUUCGUCCACACGCUGCUGGAGAACAGCAAGUUCAAGAGCACCGUGAGGAAGGCUCUGCCCGAGCUCAUCUACUACAACAUCCUCUACAUGCAGAUCACCGAGGACCAGGUUAAAGUGUGGACGGCGAACCCUCAGCAGUUCGUGGAGGACGAAGACGACGACACGUUCUCCUACUCCGUCAGGAUCUCUGCUCAGGACCUGCUGCUGGCUGUAGCUGCAGAGUUUCAGAAUGAGAGUGCAGCGGCGCUGGCAGCAGCUGCAACCAGACACCUCCACGAGGCGGAGCAAGCUAGGAACAGCGGCAAUGAGCACUGGUGGAAGAUUCACGAGGCCUGCAUGUUGGCCCUCGGCUCAGUCAAGACCAUCAUCACGGAGAACGUGAAGAACGGACGAAUCCAGUUCGACAUGCACGGUUUCCUGGCCGGCGUCAUCCUCGCCGAUCUCAACUUGACCGCGGCGUCUCCGUUCCUCCUCGGCCGGGCCCUGUGGGCGGCCAGUCGCUUCACGGCCGCCAUGUCUCCUGAGCUCAUCCAGCAGUUUCUCCAGGCCACGGUUAGCGGCCUCCAUGACAGCCAGCCGCCGUCCGUCCGCAUCUCGGCGGUCAGGGCCAUCUGGGGGUACUGUGAUCAGUUGAAGCUGUCGGAGAGCACGCACGUCCUCCAGCCUUUCCUCCCCAGCAUAUUGGAGGGUCUGGUCCAGCUGGCUGCACAGUUCAGCUCAGAGGUGCUGACACUCGUCAUGGAGACGCUGUGCAUCGUCUGCACCGUGGACCCGGCCUUCACCACCAGCGCCGAGAAUAAGAUCUGCCCGCUCACAAUCGCCAUUUUCCUCAAAUAUAACAACGACCCCGUGGUGGCGUCCCUGGCCCAGGACAUCUUUAAGGAGCUGGCGCAGAUCGAAGGCUGCCAGGGACCCAUGCAGAUGCGCCUCAUCCCCACGCUGAUCAGCAUCAUGCAGGCGCCACCUGAUAAGAUCCCCUCUGGACUCUGUGCUAACUCCAUAGAGAUCUUGGCCACCGUGGUGCGAAACACAAAGCCUCCUCUGUCAGAGCUGUUGGUGUGUCAGGCUUUCCCCGUGGUGGCACAGUGCACCUUACGCACCGACGACCACACCGUCAUGCAGAACGGAGGCGAGUGUCUGCGAGCGUACGUCUCUGUGGCCCUGGAGCAGAUCGCCCAGUGGCGGGACGAGCAGGGCAACAGCGGCCUGUGGUACGUCAUGCAGGUGGUCAACCAGCUGCUGGACCCGCGCACCUCCGAGUCCACGGCCGUCUUCGUGGGGAGGCUGGUGUCCACGCUGAUCUCCCGGGCCGGAACCGAGCUCGGAGACCAGCUGGACCACAUCCUCCGAGCCAUUCUGAGCAAAAUGCAGCAAGCCGAGGCGCUGAGCGUCAUGCAGUCUCUCAUCAUGGUAUUCGCCCACCUGGUUCACUCCCAGCUGGAGCCACUGCUGGAGUUUUUGUGCAGCCUGCCGGGUCCGACGGGGAAGCCCGCCCUGGAGUUCGUCAUGACGGAGUGGAUGAGCCGGCAGCACCUGUUCUACGGGCAGUACGAGGGGAAAGUCAGCACGGUGGCGCUGUGCAAGCUCCUGCAGCACGGCAUCAACGCCGACGACAAGCGGCUCCAGGACAUCGUGGUUAAGGGGGAAGAAAUCUACGGCCCCGAAGACGGCAUUCGCACUCGCUCCAAAUCUGCCAAAAACCCAGAGCGCUGGACGAACAUUCCUUUACUUGUGAAGAUCUUCAAACUGAUCAUCAACGAGCUGUCGACCGUGGUGGAAGCCAACGCCAGCCGGGCCAACGCCGCCGACUGGAGCCAAGAUUCCAGCGGGAUGUGGGACGACCAGGAGGAGGAGGAGGUAGACGAUGAAGAGGAGGACGAAGGGUUAGCGGGGCAGCUGCUCUCCGAUCUGAUUUCAUCGAACAAAUAUGACGACGAUUAUUACGAGGAUGAUGAGGAAGAUGAUCCAGAUGCCUUGAAGGACCCCAUUUAUCAGAUCGAUCUGCAGGCGUACCUGUCAGACUUUCUGACACAGUUCGCACAGCAGCCAUGUUACAGCAUGUUUUCAAACCACCUCAACAACGCUGAGAGACAAACCCUGCAGUCUAUAGGCCUGUAGUCUCGCCGUUUGAUCCUCUCAUCGCCCUGAAACGUUGCUUGUGAUGAGUUUACGACGGACUGCAAGGCAGGAGGGGAGCGAGUCGGGAAAAGUACAUAUGCACUUAACAUGACCUCCUUAUUUUUUUACUUUAUACGAACGAUGGGAUGAAGGAGCUCCCUUGACGUUAAGAGACGACACCAGUCUCUAAAGAAAGGUCAAACAUUGUUCGCUUUGGGAGACCUUCAGCGGGGACAAGAGAAGCAGACGGCCUUCACUGGGGGAAGGACUUAUGAAUCUCAUCGCCCGGGCCAACUGUUUAAUUCCCCCCCCCCCCCCGUUUGUAAUUUAGCCGCUCAUAUUUGUAUUUCUGUGAAUGCAAAGUGGAAAUGCAACGUGGCGAACUCUUCCAAAAGACUCGACACUGUCUGAAGGAAAUAAUUUUAGGGGGAAAGAGUCUUCGGUGGCCUUAUAUUCCAGAAAACGGUAACUGUUUGACAGGAAAUGCAAAACUCUUAAACCAGCUGUCAUAUCUCGGGAUUGGGUGGGUGUUUUGGGGAAGUCACCCUGUUGCCAUUUUGAUUCAAUGCCUUGUCAUUUCAUUGUAUCUAUUGAAGUUUAGAAUAAAGUUGUUUCUAAAUAAG
Fundulus heteroclitus (mummichog) is the source of this 3871-nucleotide messenger RNA. RefSeq names its product importin 9 (gene ipo9). The transcript has 24 exons. Gene Ontology annotation, biological process: protein import into nucleus. The record is from RefSeq and is a predicted model, not a curated record. Lineage: Eukaryota; Metazoa; Chordata; Actinopteri; Cyprinodontiformes; Fundulidae. Gene Ontology annotation, molecular function: small GTPase binding. Gene Ontology annotation, cellular component: cytosol; nuclear envelope. Bases 120 to 3248 code for a protein of 1042 amino acids.